Brenthis ino (lesser marbled fritillary) is the source of this 585-nucleotide messenger RNA. NCBI's taxonomy places the organism in Eukaryota, Metazoa, Arthropoda, Insecta, Lepidoptera, Nymphalidae. The record is from the annotation of a GenBank genome assembly.
AUGGCGUGUGCUACACUAAAAAGAAAUUUAGACUGGGAGUCCAUGGCACAAAUGCCUGCUAAAAGACGAAGAUGUGCUCCAUUCACUGCAAGCUCAAGUACAAGUCCAGGUUUAAAAGUGUCUGAAACCAAAAGUUGUGUAUUUGGAGAGACCGUUACUGCACCUGCAAAAUUGACCCCAGAGCGCAUGGCCCAAGAGAUAUGCGAUGAGAUCACACGGCUUCACCGUCGUCGUCAACUGCGGCUUGCGUCCGGUGCGGCCGCGUCGUGCUCGUCGUCCAGCGGCAGCGAGGGUGACACCUCGCCACCACAGCGCUCGCACUCCAGGAAGAAGGUGCAGCAUCGGGCUCUGUUCACUUUUAAACAGGUGCGCAUAAUCUGCGAGCGCCUGCUCCGCGACCAGGAGACCGCGCUGCGCGCGGAGUACGAGGUGGCGCUCAACAACAAGCUCGCCGAGCAGUACGAGGCCUUCGUGCGCUUCAACAUAGACCAGGUGCAACGCCGGCCGCCACCGACCACCUGCAUGCCGCUGGGCAUGGAUGCAGAGCACCACAUGCACCAGGAUCUCGUGCCCAGCUAUCUGUCC